Molecule: messenger RNA, 414 nt
Organism: Colletotrichum graminicola M1.001
Lineage: Eukaryota; Fungi; Ascomycota; Sordariomycetes; Glomerellales; Glomerellaceae
Exons: 2
Coding region: 1-414 (137 amino acids)
Molecular function (GO): protein binding
Source: RefSeq, a predicted model, not a curated record
AUGUCAGUAGAGCUCCACGGUCCGCCCGCUCGUGUUGGCCAGGCAUCGGAGAAUAGCGACUACAACGCCAAUGAUGCCGAUCCGCAGGCCUUCCAGACUGUGCUUCAUAUCGCGGCCAUUGCUGGCCACAAUGCAAUGGUUGACAUGCUCCUCGUAAACGGAAGACUAGAUGUGGAUGUGCGGAACAGUGAAGGCAACACGGCACUGCACGUUGCCGUAUCAAAUCAACAGCUAGUUACCGUGCUACGUCUCCUGAGUCACGGCGCCGAUCCCAAUGCUGAGAACGCAGCUGGCUGGACACCACUACACACUGCAGUUCAGAUGGGAUCUGUGGACGCUGUUGGGGCACUUGUAGCGCAUGGGGGGAAUGUGAGAAAGAAAGCACCGAUGAGGAACGUGGACCUAAUAGAGUAA